Molecule: messenger RNA, 939 nt
Organism: Rhineura floridana
Lineage: Eukaryota; Metazoa; Chordata; Lepidosauria; Squamata; Rhineuridae
Product: olfactory receptor 5V1-like
Exons: 2
Coding region: 1-939 (312 amino acids)
Biological process (GO): G protein-coupled receptor signaling pathway
Cellular component (GO): membrane
Molecular function (GO): G protein-coupled receptor activity; olfactory receptor activity
Source: RefSeq, a predicted model, not a curated record
AUGGAUCUGAGAAACCACACCUCCGUCACCGAAUUCAUCCUCCUGGGAUUCUCAAACCAUCCUGAUUUGCAAAUAUUCUUCUUCUUAGUGUUCUCCAUCAUUUACAUGGUGACCUUGAUGGGAAACCUGACCAUCAUUUUGGUCAUUGUCUCUGACGUCCGUCUCCACACACCCAUGUACUUCCUCCUUGGAAACCUCUUCUUUAUCGACCUUUGCUCCAUGACAGCUACUGUUCCCCAAAUGCUGGCAAACUUCCUCCGGGACUCCAAGACCAUCUCCUACGCUGGGUGCAUAGUCCAGAUCUUCUCCCUCGUUUCCUGUGUCGGGGCAGAGUGCAUCCUCCUUGCCGCCAUGGCUUAUGACCGAUAUGUAGCUAUCUGCCACCCGCUAUUGUACACAGUCAUUAUGAACAGGAAAGUCUGCUUCCAGAUGGUGGCUAGCUCGUGGACUGCAGGCUUCUUAAACGCCCUCAUGCACACUGUCCUGACAUCUACUUUGUCCUUCUGUGGGCCUAGGGGCAUCCGCAAUUUCAUGUGUGAUGUCCCCCCGCUCUUGGAGUUGUCCUGCACGGACACAGCCCUCGACAAUAUUGUGCUCCACACAGCCAGUGUGUUCAUCGGGAUCAGCCCGUGCUUCUUCAUUGUCAUCUCUUACGUCUUCAUCGCUUUAGCCAUCCUCCGGAUGCAUUCGGCUGAGGGCAGGGACAAGGCUUUCUCCACUUGCACCUCCCACCUCGCAGUGGUCAUCACGUUCUUCGGAACGGCUCUGUUUAAUUAUAACCGGCCCAGCACGGGCUACUCAUUAGAUGUGGACACCCUGGUCUCAACCCUGUAUUGUAUCAUAACCCCCAUGUUAAACCCAAUCAUAUACAGCCUACGGAACCAGGAAGUGAAGCUGGCAUUGAGAAAACUAGCAAGUGGAAAGCAGACUGUCUUCUAA